UUAGGCUCCUCUGCAGAACUUCUCAGAUGUCAGAGAGUCAGAGGCUCAUGUUGCCUUCCUCCUCCUCCUCCUCUUCCUCCUCCUCCGGUUCGGAAACGGGAUGUGAUGUAAAAACAGAAACUUUUUUUGUCUUCGGAGUUGAUCGGAUUUUUCUGGAUCCGAACGGAUUGUUCCGAAACAAGCCGAAUCUGAUCAAAUCAGGAGUUUUUCGGAAAGUCGCCGGGAGUUGAAGAGACGGAUCGACUCCUCCACCAUGACCCAGUGAGGGAACCCGAACCGAGCCGAACCGAGCCGGGGAGAAGCUGUGAAGCUGCUGCGUUGGACCCGGAGAGAAGCAGCGGAAAACAGAGAUGUAGCGCUCCUGCUGGUGAGACCGUUGGACCAUCAUGCACCUCUUCCUGCUGCUGAUCCUUCAGCUUCCAGCAGCCAGCGGACAGAUCGAUCCAGAACAUUGUCGCUAUGCGUUGGGCAUGGAGGACGGACGGAUCCCCGAUCAGGACCUGACGGCGUCCAGCCGGUGGUACGAGACCACCGGGCCGCAGUACGCCAGGUUGAACUCUGAGGACGGAGACGGUGCCUGGUGUCCUAAAGGACAGCUGGAGCCUUCAGACUCCCAGUUCCUGCAGAUCGACCUGCGCAGACUCACCUUCCUGACGCUGUUCGGGACUCAGGGCCGGUACGCCAGAGGUCUGGGGAAGGAGUUCGCCGCGGCGUACCGCCUGAACUACAGCCGAGACGGACAGCUGUGGAAGUCCUGGAAGAACCGGCUGGGAAAGGAGGUCCUGGAAGGAAACAAAGACACCUACGGCGUUUUCUCCAACGACCUGAAGCCUCCGAUCAUCGCGCGCUACGUCCGCGUCAUCCCCGUCACCAGGCUGUCCACCACCGUGUGCAUGAGGGUGGAGCUGUACGGCUGUCCCUGGGAGGACGGACUGCUCUCCUACAGCGCUCCAGAGGGUCAGCUCAUGAUGUCGCCCGGUAACCCGUCAGUAAUCAGUCUCAACGACUCCACGUACGACGGCGUCCACGAGAAAAGGAAGCUGUUCGGAGGCCUGGGUCAGCUGACGGACGGCGUGACGGGCCGCGACGACUUCCUGGCCAUCCGCCAGUACAACGUGUGGCAGGGAUACGACUACCUGGGCUGGAGGAACGACACGCCGGGGACUCAGGGAUACGUGGAGAUGGAGUUUGUGUUCGACAGGCUGAGGAACUUCACCUCCAUGAAGGUUCACAGUAACAACAUGUACAGCCGCGGCGUGAAGAUCUUCUCCUCCGUGUCCUGUUGGUUUAAGCCUUCCCUCAGCUGGGAGCCAGAGCCCGUUUCCUUCUCCACCAUCCUGGACGACAGGAACCCGAGCGCCCGUUACGUCACGGUGCCGCUGAGCCGCCGGGCCGCCAGGUCGCUCCGCUGCCGCUUCUACUACGCAGACGUCUGGAUGAUGUUCAGUGAGAUCUCAUUUCAGUCAGAAGACAUCAUACUGCCAACACAACAGCCACUGAUGGGGACAUCUGUUCCAGGAGGACAUAGGGACAUCACCAUGACAACAGCACCAAAGACCGAUAACACAGCAGCUGCUCCGUCCCCCAGCAGCAGCUCAGACAAGACGCCCAUUCUGAUUGGCUGCCUGGUGACCAUCAUCCUCCUGCUGGUCAUCAUCAUCUUCCUCAUCCUCUGGUGCCAGUGUGUCUGCAAGGUGCUGGAGAAGGCGCCUCGUCAGAUCCUGGACGAGGAGGUGACGGUCCGCCUGUCGUCCUGCAGCGACACCAUAAUCCUGCAGACGCCCCCGGUGCCGCCGCGGUCCCGGCAUCCUCCUGCAGGCCCCACCAACACCGACCCCCACUAUGAGAGGGUCUUCCUGCUGGACCCUCAGUACCAGAACCCGGCCGUCCUGAGGAACAAGCUGCCGGAGCUGUCGCAGAGCGCCGAGGCUUCAGCGCUCUUCCUCGGUAAUCCUCUCUAUGACCUGCUGCUGCUGACUUCCUGUCGCCAGACGUCAGGAUGGCUUGGUGGUUGCUAUUUUAUGUGGUCGUGCGGCGGCGGCUACGCCGAGCCGGACGUCACCCAGUGCACGCCUCACCAGUCCUUCAACAACAACGCGCCGCACUACGCCGAGACGGACAUCGUCCGGCUGCAGGGCGUAACCGGUAGCAACAUGUACGCCGUCCCCGCCCUGACCGUCGACUCCCUCACCAGGAAGGACAUCUCCGCCGCAGAGUUCCCGCGACACCAGCUCAUCUUCAGGGAGAAGCUGGGAGAGGGACAGUUUGGAGAGGUCCACCUCUGUGAAGCCGAGGGACUCCCAGAAUUCCUUGGGGAAGGCUCGCCUCUUCCCGACAGAGACGGACGCUCGGUUCUAGUGGCGGUGAAGCAGCUGAGGGCCGACGCCACGAGUCAGGCCAGGAACGACUUCCUGAAGGAAAUCAAGAUCAUGUCCCGGCUGGACGACCCGAACAUCAUCCGGCUGCUGUGUGUGUGCGUGUCGUCCGACCCGCUGUGCAUGGUGACCGAGUACAUGGAGAACGGAGACCUGAACAUGUUCCUGUGUCAGCGCGAGAUCGAGAGCACGCUGACGCACGCCAACAACAUCCCGUCCGUCAGCCUGUCGGACCUCCUCCACAUGGCCGUCCAGAUCUCCUCUGGGAUGAAGUACCUGGCGUCUCUGAACUUCGUGCAUCGUGAUCUGGCCACCAGGAACUGCCUGCUGGACCGCCGCCUCACCAUCAAGAUCGCCGACUUCGGGAUGAGCAGGAACCUGUACAGCAGCGACUACUACCGGAUCCAGGGCCGGGCCGUGCUGCCCAUCCGCUGGAUGGCCUGGGAGAGCAUCCUGCUGGGGAAGUUCACCACGGCGAGCGACGUGUGGGCGUUCGGAGUGACGCUGUGGGAAAUCUUCACUCUGUGUAAGGAGCAGCCGUACAGCCUGCUGUCCGACGAACAGGUCAUCGAGAACUCGGGCGAGUUCUUCCGGAACCAGGGCCGACAGAUCUUCCUGUACGCCCCUCCUCUCUGCCCGCCGUCGCUCUUUGAGCUGAUGAUGCGCUGCUGGAGCCGCAACAUCACGGACCGACCCACGUUUGAGGGACUUUACCAAGCCCUGAGGCCCCACGUCAACCAGUGAUCCACCGGGGGCCCGCUGGGCCCGGCUGGGGCCCCGCUCCGGCUCAGGGCCCCCAGGGCUGCUGGGACUCCUGUAUGGUGACAGACAUGAACAUGAUGGACCAGAACUACUCUGCUGGAGAGUCCCGGCGGCUGAGGUCCGAUCUGAGGAGAACCCGUCAGCCUGUGCUGAACCUCAGCGCCUCAUCAGUCCCUUUAGGAACCAGAUGAACUUUCAUCGUUUGUUUUUGUGCCAGAUGUUGCCUGAAACCUGAUUUCCUUCCCGUUUUUGGCUCCCUUGGAGCCCAGAACCCGCCGGCGUUCAGCCGCUGGUGUUUCUGUCUGCGUGGUUCUGGUUGUUGUUGUAAAGCACUGUGUCUGUGUCUCAGUUAUUCAUGUUCGUAGAUAAUAACCCACACUGGAGCUAAAGUCAAAGUGUAGCGUAGACUUUUUGUUGUUAAGGUUUUAUUGCUUUUUCAUAUUUUGACAUUUGUUUGGUCGUUUACACAGAAGAGAGUCGAGUCCAAGUUCAGUUUCCCAAGAACUAAAGUAAAUCAUAUUAAACUUCCUUUUUCUAUGUUCAGACAGAAGUACAGCUCAGAAAACUCCUAGAUUGUGAAAAAUGUUUUUGUUCCUCUUUGCAGAAAAUGAAACUCAUGAUGAAGAUUUAUUAUGGAGUCAAACAUUUCAAACCUUUAUUUCUUGUAAUUUUGACUUGGAGAAAAUAAAACCCCAACAUUUUUAACAUAUUCUAAGUUAAAUAUUGGAAACUUAUGUCGAGUUUCAAAUGUAUUUAUAUAGCAUGUUUCCAAUAAUUCAAGCUGCAUAAAAUGUUUUACUAUGAAAAAUAACCAAAACGUUAAAGACAAUUUGCUAAAAGCCUUUCAGUUACUGACGCCCUCCAAAAACGGCCAUUACUAGCUGCUUGUUCUCAGACUGCUGUGUCCAAACACACUCAUGGAAAGUUGGGUGGAAGAAAAAAGUGCAGUAGGAAAAGGUGCAAAAGCAACAGGGAAAACAGCAACAGAUGGUUGAGCACAAACUUCUCGAGUCUGGGAGUUUCACACAGAGUGGACUGAGGCUGAGGACAACGAGUGCCUCACCUGGGCUCAGGACAACCAGAACCGGGCUCAGGACAACCAGAACCGGGCUCAGGAGAACCAGAACUGGACCGAGGAGAACUAGAACUGGACUCAAUAAAACCAGAACUGGACUCAGGAGAACCAGAACCGGGAUCAGAAGAACCAGAACUGGGCUCAGGAGAACCAGAACUGGACUCAGGAGAACCAGAACCGGGAUCAGAAGAACCAGAACCGGGCUCAGGAGAACCAGAACUGAAAGUUUUUAUUUCAUUUGGAAGUCAAGGUCCCAGACUCUGGAGGAGUGGAGGGAACCAGGAUGAAGUUCCCACAGUCUGUGAUAAACUCGGAUCUUCUGCUGGUACCAAUAUCUGCUUCUAUCACCAUGGUAACAACAGCAGACUGGCCUGACCUUUAACCCCAGAGAAUCUAUGGAGUUUGGUUUUGAGGAAGAUGAGUGACACCAGAACCAACGGUGCAGAUGAUCUGAACGUUUGACAGGAACCUGGACCUCCAGAACCUCAGCAGAACCUCCAGGCUGCAUCAACACUGGAGCCCAGACUGAGACCUAGAGUCUGAAUAUUUCUGCUUAAAAUAUCAUUUUAAUGAUCUGAUGUAAUAUUCUGGUUUCCUGAGACGCUGCAUGUUGGGUUUUUAUUCUAACCAGAACCAUCAAAAGUACAAGAAAUAAAAUCUGGAACAUUUCACUCUGUAUGUAACGAAUAUAGAAGAUGUGAGUUUCACCUUCUGAAAUGAUGAAAAAUAUGGAGCUUUACUUUGGAGAUUUGAUGCAAACAGGAAGUCCAAAGGAAGAGUCCAACCUGUGUGUUCUGGGUUCUGCAGGCGGCUGUGAACCUGCAGCUGUAGAUCCGAUCCGUCCUGAUCGGAUCACGGUGAGACGCUAAAGUUUUAAAACCGGUAGAACUGAGGAUGUUUCCUUUUUGAGCUGUAAAGUUCUUUACUGUCAUUGAACACAUCAGUGAUUAAACCUUUAGAGGAUUGUUGCUGUUUGGAGUCGGAUCGGUCCUGAUCUGACGGAACCGUUCUUCUUCUUCUGUUUGAAGCAGCAGAUCACCUGGAAACUGAUGGAAAGUUUCCUGGAGACGUUGAAUCCUGUUAAUGUCUGACAAAGUUACAACAUUAAGAAGUCUAUAUUAAAGCUCUUAUUUUAUAACUAAA
Messenger RNA from Xiphophorus maculatus (southern platyfish), 5355 nucleotides. RefSeq names its product discoidin domain-containing receptor 2-like (gene ddr2l). The coding region runs from base 387 to 3119 and encodes 910 amino acids. The record is from RefSeq and is a predicted model, not a curated record. The transcript is spliced from 21 exons. Gene Ontology annotation, cellular component: signaling receptor complex; membrane. Gene Ontology annotation, molecular function: collagen binding; protein tyrosine kinase collagen receptor activity; ATP binding. Gene Ontology annotation, biological process: protein phosphorylation; cell surface receptor protein tyrosine kinase signaling pathway; multicellular organism development. Lineage: Eukaryota; Metazoa; Chordata; Actinopteri; Cyprinodontiformes; Poeciliidae.